This is a messenger RNA of Amblyraja radiata (thorny skate), 615 nucleotides long. Its product is annotated as gamma-crystallin M2-like. The record is from RefSeq and is a predicted model, not a curated record. NCBI's taxonomy places the organism in Eukaryota, Metazoa, Chordata, Chondrichthyes, Rajiformes, Rajidae. Gene Ontology annotation, molecular function: structural constituent of eye lens. Gene Ontology annotation, biological process: visual perception; lens development in camera-type eye. The coding region runs from base 36 to 563 and encodes 175 amino acids. The transcript is spliced from 3 exons.
AUUCUGAAUGCUAGUGAGCAUAGGAACUACACAAGAUGGGAAAGGUUAUCUUCUACGAGGACAGGAACUUCCAGGGUCGGAACUAUGAGUGCAGCACCGACUGUGCCGACCUGCACUCUUACUUCAGCCGCUGUAACUCCAUCCGUGUGGAGAGUGACUGCUGGGUGAUGUACGAGAAACCAAACUACAUGGGCUACCAGUAUGUCCUGACCAAGGGAGAAUAUCCUGACUACCAGCGCUGGAUGGGAUUCAACGACUGCAUUAGAUCUUGUCGUAACUAUACCUUGCCCAGUGAUAGCUCGUACAGGAUGAAGAUUUACGAGAGGCCUGAAUUUGGAGGACAGAUGAUGGAAUUCAUGGACGACUGUCCCUCCGUCUACGAUCGCUUCCGUAACCGUGACAUUCACUCCUGCCAAGUGGUGGAUGGUCACUGGACCUUCUAUGAACAACCCAACUACAGAGGCCGGCAGUACUUCAUGAGACCCGGGGAGUACAGGAAGUUCAGUGACUGGGGAGCUACCUGCGCAGCUACAGGAUCUUUCCGUCGUGUCACAGAUUUUUGAAAACUUUAACAGCUUAAUGUUUCUUCAAAAAUAAAUACGGCUUUAAUCUCUA